CAUGAACACAUAUUUAUAAAAACAGUGGUAAACAAUAUUAAUUUACAGCAUAAAAUUAGUAUUUGGGGGCUAUAAAUAUUAAGACAAAACAAUAACCGAACAUAGUAUAGUUCUAGCUCUAAAAUGAAUCGUUACUGUUUAUCUGUGUUCUUAGUUGCGCUUGCAGUACUAGGCGUAGUACUAGGCGCCCCAGAGAAGUCGUUCGAGGAAAAUUUGGCAAUUCUCAGGAAAAUAAAUUUGGAUGAAGUACUUCCGAAUGACCGCCUUGUCAAAAGUUUUGUCGAUUGUAUGUGCGGUACAAAAACUUGCACCCAUGAAGGAACGGCUUUGAAAGCAACCUGGAAACAGCUUCUUGACAAUCGCUGUAAAGAAAAGUGCACCGAAGAAGAUAAGACAAAAGUAAAACAAGUUAUAAAGCAUCUGUAUGUAAAACACCGCAAUUGGUGGGACGAAUUAGCUGCACAAUUAGAUAAAGAUGAGGAAUACCGUAACAAAUACAAGAAACAACUCGAAGCUAUUGUUAAUGAUGAUUCUAUAAAAGUAUAAAUAAAUAAUAGUUUUUAUUUAAUAUUUUUGCCAAGUUUAAUAUGUGGAGAAUAUUUGUUAAAUAAAUUUGAAAAUCAA
Molecule: messenger RNA, 624 nt
Organism: Diabrotica virgifera virgifera (western corn rootworm)
Lineage: Eukaryota; Metazoa; Arthropoda; Insecta; Coleoptera; Chrysomelidae
Product: allergen Tha p 1
Exons: 2
Coding region: 124-546 (140 amino acids)
Source: RefSeq, a predicted model, not a curated record